Knipowitschia caucasica is the source of this 2202-nucleotide messenger RNA. The record is from the annotation of a GenBank genome assembly. Lineage: Eukaryota; Metazoa; Chordata; Actinopteri; Gobiiformes; Gobiidae.
AUGUUGGUUUGUUGGUUGUUUGGGGUGUUUGUAUGUUUGUUUGUGUGGAUAUUGUUUGGGGUGUUUGUUUUGUUUUUUGGUGGGUGUGUGGUGUUUGUUAUGUGUGGUUGGUGUGGGUGGGUGGGUUUGGGUGUGGGUAGGUGUUGGGGGUGGGGUGGGGGGGGGUUGUUGGUGUGGGGGGGUGGUUGUGUGGAAGGGGGGUGGGUGGGUGGGGUGGUGGGUGUGGGUGAUUUGGGGGUAUGGGGGGAAGGUGGGUGGGUGAAGGGUGGGAUGUGUGGUGGGUGGUGGAGUAUGGGAGGAUGGGUGGGUGGGUUGGGAGUAUGGGAGGAUGGGUGGGUGGGUUGGUGGGAUUAUGGAGGAUGGUGGGUGGUGGUGGGAGUAUGGGAGGAUGGGGGGUGGGUGUGGGAGUAUGGGAGGAUGGGUGUGGUGGGGGUGGGUGGAGUAUGGAGGAUGGGUGGUGGUGGGUGGGAGGGGAAGUAUGGGAGGAUUGGUGGGUGGGUGGGGUGUGAUAUGGGAGGAUGGUUGGGUGGGUGGGUGGGAAGGGGGAGGGGAGUUGGUGGAGAGGGAGAUAUGGGGGUGUGUGGGGGUGGGGUGGAAGGAUUGAGGUUGAUGUAUGAGAGGAGGGGUUGUGGGGUGGUGGUUGUGGUGGUUGUUUGUUGUUUGGGGGGUUUUGGGUUUUGUUGUGGUGGGUGGGUUGUGGUGAUGUUUUUUGUUGUGGGUUAUAGUGGGUUUGGGGGGGGGGGGGGGGGGGGGGGGGGUUGUUUUUGGUGUGUGGUUGAGUGGUGUUUUGUUGUGUGGGGGGGGGUGGUUGUGGUUGGUUUGGGUGUGUGGUGUGUUGGGGUUGUUUGGUUUUUUUUAGUGGUGGUUUUGUUGUGGGUGGUUGUUUGGGAUGGGGGUUGUUGGGGGGUGUGGGGUGGGGUGUGGGGUGGUGUGGUGGGGGUGUGUGUGGUGGGUGGGGGGUGUUUUGUUGGUUGGUUGUUGGUGGGGGGGGUGUGGGUUGGUUGGUGGGGGGUGGGGGUGGUUUGGUGUGGGGGUUUGUGGGGGGGGUUUUGUGGUUUUGGGGGGUGGUGGGGGGGGGGUGGUUUGGGUGGGUGGUGUUUGGUUUUGGUGGGUUUGUGUGUUUUUUUUGUUGGUGUGUUUGGUUGGGGUGGUGGGGGGUGUGUGUUUGGUUGUUUGGGUUGGUGGGGUUGGUGUGGUGUUUGGUGGUGUGUGGUUGGUUUUUUUGGGGGGAGUGGGGGGUUGGGGGGGGUGGGGGGGGUGUUGUUGGUGGGGGGGGGGGGGGGGUGGGGGGUAGGGGUGGGUGGUGUGGGGGUGUUGUUGUUUUGGUGGGGGUGGGUUUGGGGGGUGUGUGUUUUGGGUGGAGGAUGGUGGGGGGGGGUGUGGUGGUUGGUGGUUGAGGGUUGUGUUGUAAUGGUGGUUGUUUUGGGGGGGGGGGGGGGUUGGGGUGGUGGGGGUGGGUGGGGGGGGGUGUGGGUGGGGGGGGGGGGGGGUGGUGGGUGGGGGGGGUGGGUGGGGGUUGUGGGAGGUGCAGGGGGGGUGGGGGGGGGGGGGGGGGGGGUGGGGGGGGUGGGUGGGUGUGUUUGGUUGGGGGGGGGGUUAGGGGUGGGGGUUAUUGGGGGUGGGGUGUUGUGGGUGGGGGUGGAGUGGGUGGGGGGGUGGGUGUUGGUUGGUGUUGGUGGGGGGUGUUGGGUGUGUUUGUGUGUUGAGGGGUGGGGGGGGUGGGGUUGUGUUGGGGUGUUGUGUUUUAUUUGUUGGUUGUUGGUAGGGGGUCUGUUUGUGUGGUUGUGUGGGGGGUUUGUUUGGUUGUGGGGGAUGUGUGGUUUUGGGGGAUGUGGUUUUGGGGGGGGGGGGUGGUGGGGUUUGGGGGGUGGGGGAUUGGGGGGGUGGUUUGUAUGGGUUGGGGUAGUGGAGGGAGGUGGUGGAGUGGGGAUGAGGGUUGAAAAUGGAGUUAGGGUUGUUUUGGUUUGGGGUGGAUUGGUGUGUGGGGUGUUGGGGGGUUGGGGUUGUUGUGGGGUUGUGUUUGAAUGGUUUGUUUGGUGUGGGUGGGUGGGGAUGUGGUGUGGGUAUGUGAUUGGGUUUGUGGGUGGGGGGUGGGGAAUUUUGGUUGGGUGGGUGGUUGUUGUGGAAGGGUGGGUGGUGGGUGGUGGUGGGUGUAGGGGAUGGGGGGGGAAGAAUGUAGGAUGUGGGUAUGGUGGUGUAUGA